GAGUGUUAUCAGCUGACCUUGAACCGCCCGGAUCGCCUCAGGGCACAGCGUGGCCCGGUGACCGGUCAGAGGUCCCUGACCUGACUCGGACGGCGGGCUGCGGACGGGACGCUCUGCUGUGUUUGGGGGUGUCCGUGUGUUUUGUUUUGGGUUGUUGUACAAAGAAGUGAUGAAGGUAAAGUAAACGAUCGAGAAGGGAAUUGAAAGUUGAUUUUUGUGUGAUUGAACCGGUGAUUUUGAACCUUUGUGACUUCUUGAACUAUCCGCGUGAAGAAGCUAGUUUGUGUCAAGUUUGAAGAGUUUAUUUGUGCAGCGAUGGCGGAGGAGCGUGCACGCCAGCCACAGAAGCACCAUCCGUGGUCAUGGCACAGAGUGUUUUUGCUGUUCGCACUGACGAUGACAAUGAUUCUGGGAUUUGUGGUGGUGGGUGGCAGCUCUGCCAUGAUGUCUGAGUGUAAGGAAGACGACACACGUCGGUCCGUCUACCUCAGUGAUAUCGUGAGGAAGUGCAACACCAAACGGGAGCUGCUGCAUCAGCUGAUGACAGCCUGGCAGUGCGACAUUCCACCUGGCCGGCUGCCUGCUGACCUGGCGGCUGCGUCGGGCGACCUGGCACGCUCCUGUGACAGUGACCUGCUUACCCAGCUGCGUCACGGAGGCCAGGGUACCCUGGCGGCUGGGGUGCUGCUCGUGGUGGCCUCUGGUGGCGGCUACGGUGGCGCUAUCAGCGGACGCAGUGGACCGCUGGCUCUGUACAUCGUGGUGACGGUGGUGACGACCGUCCUGGAGCUGGCCGCCAUCGGCCUGCUCGUCUACAACAAGUCUCAGCUGGACCAUCUGCCGAAGCUGAUGGAGUCGCUGCUGGCACAGCCGAUGACGGAACAGGAGCUGGUGGACGUGGUGAUCCUGGACGGCCCCGGAGGCAUCCUGACUGCUCCUGGAGGAAUCCUGACUGCUCCUGGGGAGGUGCCGACCCAAGCUACACAGCCCGGUAGAGAGAAGAGUGGAGGGGCUGGAGAGGAGUCGGUGCCUGAUGGAGAGGCCGGAGAGGUUGGUGGAAAGAAAAAUGGGACAGAAGUGAAUGCGACGUUGCAGCAAGGAGGUGGUAAUGGGACAAACCCUAGAGCUGAAGGAACGAUAGAUUCAGCUGGUGAAGCAGAUGGAUCAACAGAGGUUGGAAAGAAGUCAACCAAAGCACCAGCAAUCAAUGCAACAAGCUCUUCGGCAAAGUCAUCAGCAUCCUCACGAGUAGAUUCCUCUUCAUCCAAACCUCCCGCUCCCACUGAAGCUGUUAAGCCCGAGGGUAGACAAGCUAUCGAAAAAACAACCACCCACCCCGAAACUGCCUCGACUUCGCCGCCUACCAAUCACUCCGUCCUGCUUCAGAACACCACUUCUUAUACCCCAUCCCCUCCCACCUCACCAAUAUCUGAAAAGGUCAACAUGACGACACUCUCGUCUCUCAACGAGACCUCCCGACAGCGACGACACACGGACGCAGACUGGGAGGAAUCGGGAGAGGAUUGGGACGACCGAACCGAUGAGGUGAUUUUCCACUGGGCGCCCGCUGCCACAGACUGUCUGCUGCACCCGGAAGAGAAGAACCAGACUCACUGCUUCACAGAGCUCGAGAACAAACUGCGGCGAGAGCUUAACCAGUCGGAGCUGGUACUGGAGCUGAUGAUGGCCCCGCUGGUGUGCGCCUUCCUCGCCUGCCUGCUGCAGCUGACCACCAUCUGUGCUGCCUGGCACAUGAUUACCGACCAGCAGUCGCGCCGGCCGCGCGCGCAGGGCGCUCCCGGCCAACUCAGCACUCCCGUGUAGACGGUGAGUGAGCUGAUCAAGAACGAUCAGACGGAUCAACACGGCUGUGUGGUGACCCUUCUCCUGGCUGGAAGAAGCGCCAAGCGAGAAACGACUAAACUCUUGUGUGGAAGUACGCACAGGGACAUGUCGUGUGAAAGGGUCGCUAAAUAAAUGGGAAGAUAAAUAAA
Messenger RNA from Amphibalanus amphitrite, 1994 nucleotides. RefSeq lists its product as uncharacterized. The record is from RefSeq and is a predicted model, not a curated record. The transcript has 5 exons. Bases 316 to 1824 code for a protein of 502 amino acids. NCBI's taxonomy places the organism in Eukaryota, Metazoa, Arthropoda, Thecostraca, Balanomorpha, Balanidae.